Pseudopipra pipra is the source of this 1494-nucleotide messenger RNA. It is a transcript of the gene ANKS4B, whose product is annotated as ankyrin repeat and sterile alpha motif domain containing 4B. Gene Ontology annotation, biological process: brush border assembly. Lineage: Eukaryota; Metazoa; Chordata; Aves; Passeriformes; Pipridae. The transcript is spliced from 2 exons. The record is from RefSeq and is a predicted model, not a curated record. Gene Ontology annotation, molecular function: protein binding. Bases 122 to 1360 code for a protein of 412 amino acids.
UCUCCUCCUCACAGGGUCCUCUCCACUUGUAAUCAUUAAUGAACCAUCCCUGUAAUGGAGGAGUGACUGUACAGUCUGGAUAUCGCUGAGAGCUGCCUUGGGAAACCAGAAGCUGCUGAAAAUGUCGAGCAGGUAUCACAAAGCAGCAGCCGAUGGCAACUUGGACCUCUUGAAAGAAGCCACUAGGAAAGACCUCAACACUUCAGAUGAAGAUGGGAUGACACCCACCCUUCUGGCAGCUUACCAUGGGUAUCUGGAGGCUCUGGAAAUCAUAUGCCGGAGGGGAGGAGACCCAGACAAGUGUGACAUCUGGGGGAACACGCCUCUCCACCACGCUGCCUGCAAUGGCCACCUCCACUGUGUCUCUUUUUUGAUCAACUUUGGUGCCAACAUCUUUGCUCUGGACAAUGACCUCCGCACUCCCCUGGAGGUGGCUGCCAGCAGGGACCGCAAGGAGUGCGUCCAGAUCCUGGACAAAGCCGCCAUCGAGCAGAUCAUGAUGAACCCCAAGAAGGCUGAGAAACAAAAAGCACAGGCCCAGAGGAACGUUGAGAAACAAAUCAAGGAGUGUGAGAAGCGCCAAGAGAAACACCAGCAUGAGAUGAACCGGAAUUAUAUGAAAGAAAAGGCUGGCACAGUGACUUCUUCCAGAGGAACGCACUCCAGAGUAAAGCUGCCUGGUCUGUUUGCUUCGAAUACCACAGGUACUUUUUCCAAAAACCUGAAAGAUACCUUGAAACUGAAGGCAAAAAAGAUGGCUGGCAGCACAAAAAGCCAGGAAACACAAAGAAAUGACCAAGAGGAUGAUACAGGUCGGAGAAAUGUGAUGCAUUUGUUUGAUGAGAAAGAGGAGGAUGAGUUACUGGACGACCUUGAUGAGAAAAACGUUGCUGAUAAUGACAGUCAGCUCUCCAUUUUUCAGCGGCCGGGUCUCGGCAAGAUUGUGUUUGGAAGGAAUUUGGCUGCGGAUGUAAAUCCUGGAACUGUGUCUUCCGAGAAAGAAGGUGUCAGCUUUACAAUGUCCAGUGAGCUCUUUCAGUAUGAAAAUGCUGAGAAUGGCAGGGAAGGUGAUGCUGAAAAUGGUGCUGAUAUCCCUUGGAAUGAGGAAGAAGUCAUUUGGGAUGACGAGGAAGCAGAGAACACACCCCUUGAAGUGUUUCUGGCAUCACAGAUGCUGGAUGAGUUUCUUCCAGUCUUCAUGAGGGAAAAAAUUGAUUUAGAUGCCCUGAUGCUAUGUUCAGAUGAAGAUCUACAGAGCAUUCAGAUGGAGCUUGGGCCAAGAAAGAAAGUCCUGAAUGCUGUGAAUAAAAGAAAACAGGCACUCAAGAACCCUGGAAAAACUGUAGAUACUUGCUUAUAAAUUAUCACCCCUGUUGCUGUAACCUGCACACUGAUUCUCUUUACAAGGAGCAUGCAAUUCCUUUCAGAUGUCUGCUAAAGCAAAGGGCAGAGAGGUUACCAAUUGCUUUAGAAAGUACAGCAGGGACAAAGAUU